AUUAAAUAUGUGAACCUUGUGCGACUUGGAGAACUAGUUUUUGACAGCAAUGAAGACGAUGCUGAACCAGAGGACUUUGACGUUCUCGAAACUAAGGCCCAUCCGGACUUCCGGUACCCAGUUCUCUACAAUGAUAUUGGGGUGGUUCGUUUGCGAAGACAAGUAACCUUUAGCCAUUACAAGCUGCCCGCCUGUCUGCCUCUGAAUGACGGAGAGCAGAUAGAAUUCUUCACUGCCAUCGGAUGGGGUCAGAAGAAAUUUGACAAGUUUGAGCCGUCCAAGGAAUUGAGGGAAGUCGAGCUGCAAAACUAUAAACAGUCCUGUGGAGAGACAAAUGAUACGAACGAGGAGUUGCCCCUCGGUUACAAGGCAGAGUCACAGUUGUGCAUUGGAUCCCCGGGGCACAAGGACACUUGUAAUGGAGACUCAGGAGGUCCGCUGCUGAUUGCCUUUAGUGGAAACGGAUGCCAAUACCAAGUCAUGGGUGUCACGUCGGUGGGAAUCGCAUGUGAUACUCCGGACAUUCCCAGUUUGUACACGAGGGUGCACUUUUUCCAGGAUUGCAUUAGAAGGGAAUUGGCGAGGACAUAAGGAUAUGUAAAAUAUUUUAUACU
Drosophila suzukii is the source of this 614-nucleotide messenger RNA. Its product is annotated as transmembrane protease serine 9. NCBI's taxonomy places the organism in Eukaryota, Metazoa, Arthropoda, Insecta, Diptera, Drosophilidae. Gene Ontology annotation, molecular function: serine-type endopeptidase activity. Gene Ontology annotation, biological process: proteolysis. The record is from RefSeq and is a predicted model, not a curated record.